AUGUCUAGUUCAGGGGGCGCAACCGCCCGUCUGAGGCGCACAUUCCACUAUCCAGAAGAAGACUCCAACGACUCGCAGCCUGAAGCCCUCGACGAGCAAGAGCAGGAAGACCUCAUAGAACGUCUCGUAGAAGAAAAUGCCGCCCGAAACGCCCAGUUCCGUCGCCUCCUCCUCGCUCUACCUCUACUCGCUACCAUACCCUACCUCCCGGCCCUCAUCAACCCGCGGACGGCGCUCCUCGCGCUUCUCAGCCUCACAUCUCUCUUCUCGACGGCAUACCUUCUACAUCACCAGCCACCCGCGACGUCGGGGAUUGCUUUCCUCGACAAGUGGGCGCGUCCCAAGACCCCGCGUCCCACCCGCCCACCAUCCUUGUCAACACGUGGCGAGUCGUCGGGAAUAGCAGAUGAUGAAGACGACGAGGACGAUGAAGUCGAGUACAUCCCCAGAGGAAGACCUCGACAGAGGAGGAGUUCUUUCAGCUACGUUGAGAGAAAGUCCCCUCUCGAGAUGUAUCUGCCCUACCUGAACCUUGGCCUGGGUUUCAUUUUGAUUUUGAUGGCCUGGGCCGUAGGCAGAGUAAAAAGUGAGGCUGUGUGGCCCGGAAUGGGCUACCUGCCGCUUGUAGUGUAUGGUGUAGUUUUGCUGGCAAAGAUAGUCAUGAGCGGCGUCGACCCUGAAAAGGAACUGUCGGCGCUCAAGUAUGAGUACAAGGGAGCUUGA
Molecule: messenger RNA, 723 nt
Organism: Fusarium keratoplasticum
Lineage: Eukaryota; Fungi; Ascomycota; Sordariomycetes; Hypocreales; Nectriaceae
Exons: 2
Coding region: 1-723 (240 amino acids)
Source: RefSeq, a predicted model, not a curated record